Messenger RNA from Sitodiplosis mosellana (orange wheat blossom midge), 1024 nucleotides. It is a transcript of the gene Sgf11, whose product is annotated as SAGA-associated factor 11 homolog. Gene Ontology annotation, molecular function: transcription coactivator activity. The coding region runs from base 245 to 784 and encodes 179 amino acids. The record is from RefSeq and is a predicted model, not a curated record. Gene Ontology annotation, biological process: positive regulation of DNA-templated transcription; regulation of transcription by RNA polymerase II. Gene Ontology annotation, cellular component: DUBm complex; SAGA complex. NCBI's taxonomy places the organism in Eukaryota, Metazoa, Arthropoda, Insecta, Diptera, Cecidomyiidae. The transcript is spliced from 3 exons.
AUUGUUAUGUACUAAAAACUGUGUGUGUGCGUAUAUAAACAUCUUUGGUGUAUUUCAUUUCCCAUUUUGAGACAGAAUGUUUUUUGAGUAGAAAUGCAACCAAUUUAGUGUUUUGUUUUAUGGAUUUUUGUUUGAACAUUGAUUAAAUAGAGACGAUUGAACAAAUUUUACCGUAAAAUUUUCACAUAGACAAGAGUGAAAAAAAAGAAGAAGAAGAACAACAAAAGACCCAACCAAAAAUACCAUGAAUGAGAGUUCAAGUUCACCAAUUGAAUAUGGAAGUGAAACAGAGCUGCUGGCCGAUUUUAAGCGAUACAUGAAUGAACCGUCCAAUUUGGAACGUGCAACAAAUUAUCUAUACAAUUCAUUGGUGGAUGAAACAAUAAUGGGUGUUGUCUUUGAAUUACAUUAUUUACAUAAAACUGGUCUCGAUGUUGCACUCGAAGGUGAACCAGAAGAUCCAUCCGUAUUUAGCAUUGUGGAUAUGCCUGAUAUGGAUGUGUUUGGUUCAACAAAUACAAAGAAGGCUGUGGAUUGUACGUGCCCAAAUUGUGAUCGGCCUGUUGCAUCGUCUCGAUUUGCACCGCAUCUGGAAAAGUGCAUGGGCAUUGGUCGAAAUUCAUCAAGAAUUGCAAGUCGACGAAUCGCCAAUUCACGCGAUGGCAACAAUUAUUUUGGCAAUAAUGUUAGCGAUGAUGAAGACGACGCCGAUUGGUCUAGUGAUAAAAAGAAGAAGAAAAUUCAAUCGAUGCGAACGAAUGGAUCCAAAAAGAAUGGAAAAUAAAUGGGAAAACAAUGACACAACAAAUCAAAACUGAAUUACAAUUUUUCAUUCGUUCGACUGACAUCAACACCACAUUUUCAAGCUGUGUACAUUUAAUGGGGCAGGAAGGGGGCUGACAAAGGCAAAAUUAUCUAUAUAUUAUCACACAUAAAAUUGAUCAACUGCGGAAAUAUUUGUUUUAGUUAUUCGAUAAGUAGAAGUUGUAGGAUAUUUUAAUGAAAUAUAUGUAUACAUAAACGA